This is a messenger RNA of Populus nigra (black poplar), 1560 nucleotides long. Its product is annotated as zinc finger protein WIP3. The transcript has 2 exons. Gene Ontology annotation, biological process: anatomical structure development; regulation of gene expression. The coding region runs from base 67 to 1071 and encodes 334 amino acids. Lineage: Eukaryota; Viridiplantae; Streptophyta; Magnoliopsida; Malpighiales; Salicaceae. Gene Ontology annotation, molecular function: DNA-binding transcription factor activity. Gene Ontology annotation, cellular component: nucleus. The record is from RefSeq and is a predicted model, not a curated record.
CUAGCUUUCCCACAUAAAGUGUGGAUAUAAACCAUCUCGGAAGAGAAUUCGAGGAAUACCCACAAGAUGGGUUUACGGAGCUACCAUGUAGAGGACAACAAUCUUUGCUUUCAAGCUCCAAAUUUCAUUGAAUGGCUCAAGCCAUCUUCGACCUCUCCUUCUCCUUCUUCUUCUUCUUCUUCUUCUUCUCUUUCUUCUGUAAGUACUCAACAAGUUCAGCUCACAAAUCCCAUGAGCAUACUGAAACUUGCAAGCUUUUUCCCACCUCAACAGCAAGAAUCAACGAAAGAGACAAUUCAAUGCUUGCCUCUUCUAAACAGGUUAACAGAGAAGAAGACAUUAAAAGAGGAAGAAGAUAUGGAAAUGCAAGAGAGUACUGUUGGAGUUAAAGAAGAGAAGAUAGAGAAGGUCACAGUGGCUUUGCACAUUGGAUUGCCUAACAGUGGAGAUUCUGGAGUUGAGACUGGGGUUUUUGACAUUAAGGAAGAAAUAUCCAUGAAGAAAAACUUUCAAGGAUAUUCUUUCAACUCAGAGAGUAGGUUUUGGAUCCCAACUCCUGCACAGAUCCUAGUCGGGCCCAUGCAAUUUUCUUGCUCUAUAUGCAGCAAGACCUUCAAUAGGUACAAUAACAUGCAGAUGCAUAUGUGGGGGCAUGGGUCCGAAUUUAGAAAGGGACCAGACUCACUUAAAGGAACACAACCAGCAGCAAUGCUGAGGCUACCAUGCUAUUGCUGUGCACAGGGGUGCAAGAACAACAUCAACCAUCCAAGAGCUAAACCAUUGAAGGACUUCAGGACCCUUCAAACCCAUUACAAAAGAAAGCAUGGUGCCAAGCCAUUUAUGUGUCGAAAAUGCAGCAAAGCAUUUGCCGUUAAGGGGGAUUGGAGAACCCAUGAAAAGAAUUGUGGUAAGUUAUGGUAUUGCACUUGUGGUUCUGAUUUCAAGCACAAAAGAUCACUCAAGGAUCACAUUAGGUCUUUUGGCCAAGGCCAUUCUCCUCACCCAUCUCUUGAAGGUUUUGAAGAUGAGAAGGAAUGCAUCACCGGAUCCGAAGAUGAAUUUGCUCAUUAGGGUGCGAAAAAAAAAACACUGGAGGCUUUUUUUCGUUUUUCUGCUUGAUUUGGUGUUUAAGAAAUUGUUAGCCCUAGCUAGCUACUAGGCUUAUCUAAGCUUGUGCUCAGUAACAAAAAAUUCUCAAGAACAUGCAUGAGGCACACAAGGGAGCGGUUUGCUACAGAGCACUUGCUGGGCGAUGAGCAUUAAUAACUUUAGACAAUUUGCAAUGUAAUAAAUGGAUUGCCUCAAGUGGUGAAGUGGAUGAAUUUUCGUCUCUUGGAGAUCACACAAAUUAAGUUGCUAUGGUGAAGCCUCUGUUGGCAUCACUCUAAUGGAGAAAAUUUGUCGACUUCAUUGCUGGCCUGGCUAUAUUGUAAUCUUAAUCUGAACAUGGGUUCACUCAUUUGGGCAAAUGAGAGGGCAUCGGAGUCAUCUUUGUUGAUUUUAUUGUUGUUUGUCUUCUUGCUACGUUGUAUAUGGUUAAUCUAAUCUGCAUUGAGUUUC